UAUCCCCCCUAAUUACACAACCUACUAUCAGAUAUAUACUCACUGCCACCAAGCAUUUUCUAAUACAAAACUGCUUUCUAAAUUCUAAUAUAUUUGCUACCAGAUAUUUAUUUACUCCUAAAUCUAAUACAUAACUGCCAGCAGUUACUUUCUAUGCAUGACUGACAUCAUGCAGUUUCUAAUACAGAACCGUUUUCUAAUAGAUUUGCUAUUAAAAAACCAGUUGUUUUCUAUCACAUAUACUCUUAAAAAUUAACUAGCUCCAAUCCAUUAAGGGAACUAACUUGGAUCAUAGUUCUCAUCACAUAGCCAUGAAAGUGUGAUAACUUUUUAGAAUGUUUAUUCUUCUGGUUUGAUUUACUAGUUGCUUUCAGAUGAACUGAAAUAAAUGUCUAAAAAAUUAUUUUUGAAAAGGAAGGUUGAGGAGCUCAUUCAUAGGAAGCUUGCAAAGGAGGCCGCUGAGAAAGAACUUAAAGGAGUUUAUCGAAUUACUGACCUCUGCAAAGUCAAUGUCUUCACAAGAUAAACCUCCAAAAUCUUCAUGGACAAUUGAUGAGAAAAUUUGGAACAGAAUUGAGUCUCUUGAAGCAUAUGCUAUUGAUACAUGUAAAAAUGAUGAACAAAGGAAAACAGCUGGGAUGAUACUUAAGGAAAUGGGUCUGGCAAAAGUAGCAUCUUCAUCUGUUAAACUUUUGAUAGAUAUCGGAUAUUUUCCUGUACAUAUCAAUCUUGAUCUGUUGAAGUUGGGAAUUCCCACUUAUCAUUCAGAAGAAAUCAUAUCGGCUGCUCAAAGUCUUUUAUUGGACUCAUCUGAUCCAGAUGAGGUGGGUUUCAUUUGCUUGGCAACAUUAUAUGAUUGUAAUCAUAUAUAUGUUAUCUUUGCUGAAUUCAUUAUACUAAUAUUUUUGGUUACAUGGAAAUAA
Molecule: messenger RNA, 923 nt
Organism: Cajanus cajan (pigeon pea)
Lineage: Eukaryota; Viridiplantae; Streptophyta; Magnoliopsida; Fabales; Fabaceae
Source: RefSeq, a predicted model, not a curated record